CGUCCUUAUUGGAGUUUUCGGAAGAGGAUUCGUUUCAAAUUUAAAGGUCCGGCUGCGAGCUACGGGACUAUUAUGCGAAACAGCGUGUACAAGGAAGCCUCUGAGAAGUAAACAAUACAAUAAUGGAUCCCGCCACAGUGAUAGCUCUCUGCAAGGAAAACAUCCAGCCGUUGAGGUACGGGCGAAAUGCCGCACAACUGGGGACCGCGUUGAGGGCUCAAGAGGACGUCGAUGCGCAGCAGUUGCUGUUACAGGAGAAACAAAUGUACGAGGAUGCGAUUAAGAAUUACGAGGGAGAGGACCCCCUGGAGAGUUGGUAUGAAUAUAUUCUCUGGGUGGAGCAGAGUUACCCAAAGAACGGGCACGAGUCCCACAUUGGGAGGCUCUUGCAGCAAUGCUUGACAAUGUUCGAGAAGGAGAUUAGGUAUCAUCAAGACCGCCGAUACAUACGUCUGUGGAUCAAUUAUAUAAGUAUGCAGAAGAAUCCCCUGGAAUUGUACCAUUUACUGCAUAACAACGGGAUCGGGACUAUGGUGGCGGACAUGUACAGGGCGUGGGCUUUUGAACUGGAACAGAUUGAGGAUUACAAGCGUGCGGAUGAAGUUUACUUGAUGGGGUUAUCUGCUCACGCGGAACCGUACGAAGAGCUGAGCCACGCUCAUCAAAACUUCCAGUUGUCUGUGGCGCGCAAAACGCUCGGGCGUAUCGAGGAGAGAAGCGAUAUAUCAUUGCUGGAGCAACGUCAGGCUUUCAGUUCGUUGAAGGCGAUCAGAGCUGGCAAAAGAGUCGGUAGUUUACGAACGGGCCAUCGUGUGCGUGAUUAUUAUCCCGGCGCGGUACCGCAGAUCGCCGGUUCUAUGCAGAACGCGAAGAUGCCCAACUCCAAGAUACAGAUAUAUCAAGACGACAUGGCCGGGGAGAUGAAAUGUUCCAGUAUAUUAGAUCACGUGCCUAUAGAGGAUGCGAUACACAAGGAGAACACUAUCAAAGCGGGACCGUGGAACAAUGGGAACAAGAAAUGUCCGCUGAUAGCUCCCACCGUCAGACCAGGCUUCAAGGUUCACGAAGACCAGAACGACGAGUGCGACAUGGAGAAACUGAAGUUAUUCCCAAACCACGUACCUUACGCCGAUGGUAGCAAAGACCACGACUGUUUGAGGGUGCCGGUAUACGUGCCAGAUCCGAUAUAUUCAAAUAUUGUACAAAAGGCGCAUUAUCCCAAAGAGAUAGUUUAUGCUGAUAAUGUCGAUCGUAGUAUGGAAGAGAUUAGAGCGCAACUGUACUUGCAAAGAACAACGACGCAACUUCUGGAGAAUAAGCAUGAGAUGUCAUCGGUGGCUUGUUUGCGCGGGACCAACGAACAGUCCCAGUCACAGCUGAACAACUUCGAGUAUCAUUUGCAAGAGAUGGAGAAGCAGAAUAAAUUGGAUCAGCAGAGAAGGGAAGCCGAGAUCAGCAGGCAGCAGAGACUCCAGGCCGAGCAGCAGGAGCUGCAGAGGCAGCAGUACGAAGCCGAGAAUCGGGCGUUGGAGACCCAACGGCAGGAAGCCGAGCAGAGGGAAUUGGAGAGGUUAGAGGCCGAGAGAAUAGAAGCCGAGAGGAUAGAGGCCGAGAGGAUAGAAGCCGAGAGGAUAGAGGCCGAGAGGAUAGAGGCCGAGAGGAGGGAGGCCGAGAGGAUCGAGGCGCAGCGAAUCGAGGCGGAAUUGAACACGCAACGGAAGCUACAGUCCUCGAGUUUCAUGCAUCAGCAUCACACCUCGUCAUUGGCCGCCGAUGCCGAGGAGCAUCUGCUCGGUCUGAGCCUCACCGCGAACACGAAGGAGGCGAUCGGGGUCGUGCAAAGCAUGUGGCACUCUCCGGAUGCCACGGCCGCUAACACUCCGCGCUUUCGUAGCCCCAUCACGCCCAGAAUGGUGGACUCGAGGAACAAAAUGCCGUUCGACAUACACAUGGACAGUUCUAUGACUCAGCAUGCGAUGUCCAACAGCAAGCACCAUCAGGGAUACAACAUGCAGGUCUACAAUGACCAAGAGAAUCACCAGAGUUAUCACACGCCGCCGCAUCAUAGUUACCAUGCUCAGGAUCAGCAGGCGGCGUACGGGAAUCACGGAUUGCAAAACAGUUAUCACUAUCAGAUGCAGCAACAUCAACACGAUCACCAAGUGCAACAGCCGCAUCCCCGCCAGCACCAUCCUCAGCAGCACCCUCAGUUACACCCGCAGCAACAUCCCCCGCAACAUCAUCAGCAGCUGAUCCCGUCGCCUCAGAUGCACCACCAGGCUCUCACCCAUCCGCAGCAUCUACAGUCUCACAGCCAGCUGCCGCAUCACCAGUCUCACGUUCAUCCGCAACAUCACCACCAUCACCACCACCACCAUCUCCACCACCAGCCGUCGCACAUGCCGCCGCAGCAUCCCCAGCAACAAGCUCAGCACAUGCAUCAGCACAUGCAGCAGCAUAUCCAGCAUCCCGUCUACGGCAACAUGUUGCCGAACGAGAACAUCAGUUAUCAGCAGUACUCGACGUCGAUGGAGCCCGCCAUGCUGCAGCACAGCGUGGAACAGCAGAAGCAGUUGCACUUCUCGCCGUACAACGACUCCCCCGCCUCCGACAUCGAGACGAGCAAAGCACCGUACAGAAUGCCGCCGGAGUUGCCGUACAUCAAGUCGCCCGGGAUGAAUCGCAAGGACAUCAAGUAUCUCGAGAGCGCCGAGGACAAAGAGAACGCGAUCGUCGUGGAUUACAACGGCCCGUUGGAGGAGAACAUGGUACCCAAGCCGACGGAUGAGAAUAAUUUGUAUAUCGACGAGAGUUUGGGUAUAGCACCGCUGAUGGCCAGUAACGAUACGUGCUUUACAGAAGCCUUCAACACGCAAUUAGCCAGCUCCACGCCAAUGACUAAUCAUUUCAAGCCGUCUUACAGGGUGAAGGAAGAACCGCAGUUUUCCAACCAAACCACUGCCGCGAGCCAGCCGAUCACGGAAGUACCUGCCCGCGAAGGCGAGGAGAAGCUGAGCGUAAUAUUGGAGUCUACCCGGGAGUAUGUCUCGAGCAGUUCAGGCAGCAGCACUUACACCAGGACUGCCGGCCUGACUUUUGCCAUCACCAGGGAGGACAUGGUUCCUAUUAAGGAACGAUCUGUGGAAACAACUAUAAACGAGGAAUCGAACGAAUCCAUGCUGUCCGUGAAUCAGCCCUACGAGCAGAAGCUGCACGCCCAGAUCCAGGCUGUGCACGCUCAAAGUCCGCGCACGGUGCAACGGAACGUCGAUCAGAUCACCUCCGAGAUCAAGAAUAAUUGCGAUCUGAGGAAAUCGAUAAAUUUCACGCUUAACGAGGACAAUUCCGAGAAGUUGGACACUAUGGAUUGUGAAGAGCAUGAGCCUAUGGAACAGGUGGAGGAGGAGUGCUUCGAGCUCCCUACGAAGGACAUCAAUCCUUUCGACAAGAACUUAAUCGCUGGUCUGUUGAAAAAACUCAAGUUUCCUCAGCCCCAUCACGCCGAGGGGUAUACGAGAAUAGAUACUAACCUAAACAAGUUCGUGCCUUCUACUCUGGUUACGCUCGGCAACGAGGCGUACGAUUUGGAAAAGUGCCUUGGAAAAGGGAUGUACGGGACAGUUUUUAAAGCGGUCAACGUGCAGACAGGCGAGACCGUCGCUCUCAAAACGCAAAAGCCCGCUUGGGUCUGGGAAUAUUAUAUCGUGCGCGAGAUAAAAGCGCGUCUUACAAAUUCACACAUGCUGCGCGGUUUCAUGGAUGUGACGAUGGCUUACGUAGCGAACAAUGGAAGUAUACUAGUUUCGGAAUAUUCCAAGUUCGGGACGUUAUUGGCGGUGACGAAUCAAAUAAAAAUCGCCACCGGCAAACCUCUGAUGGAGACCCUAGCUAUUUUCUUCACAAUUGAGAUGCUCCAAAUCGUGGAGUACUUACACAAAUGCCAAAUAAUACACGGGGACAUAAAGCCGGAUAAUUUUUUACUAAUGCGACCACCUACACAGGAUGUAAGGCCGACUAUACAAUUGAUAGAUUUCGGAUGUAGCAUAGACAUGAAAUUAUUACCGGAGAAUACAACGUUCACUCAAGUGAUCAAAACGGAAGAUUUCACUUGUAUCGAAAUGCAGACCGGCAGACCAUGGACAUAUCAGACCGAUCUGUAUUGCUUGGCAGCGACCAGUCAUUGUUUAUUAUUCGGCAAUUAUAUGAGGGUGUCUAAUAUAGGUGGCCGUUGGUUCAUUGCUUCGAAAUUACCAAGGUACGCGAAAAAGGUUGCGUGGGAGCAGUUCUUCACGGAAUUAUUGAAUAUCGAGUCGUGCGACAAGAUGCCCGACCUGGCGAGAUUGAGGAACAUGAUGGAGGAGACGCUGGCGCAAAUGCCGGAGGUGCAAACGAAAUUUCGGACCUUCGUCAACAUCCUCAAUAAACGAUAACGCUUACUGCAUCUGACGAUAUGUUCCAAUGUGUGCACAUAUUUAGUAAAGAACCAACGUGUAAUAAGAAACAUUAAUGUUAUUGUGCUAUUUAUUAUAAAAGUUAAUACUACAGUGAUAUAUGUAUCUAUGCAGUUAUAACACAUUGAAAAAAUGCACUUUAUGGCCUGCUUCGUGGAGGCUUUUUACAGAUAUAUGUUGCUUGCACAUAAUCGAUUAUUAUCAUUAAGAGCACUGUGCAACGAGUUUGACCAUUUAACAAAUGUUUCAGAAACUUACAAGGUGUGUGUGCGAAGGUUUAUACGAUAGAGGUUUUGAAAAAAAAGAAAAAAAAAUGUAUCUUGUUAUCUCUUUCAUGGCACGGGUACGCUCACGCUCAGAAUUAAACGCGCGAACAAACCGUUGUAUAAUAAGAUUCACAAAGUCUUAUCAAAUUCGGAAACCUGUAAAAAUGAAUAGUACAAUGUGCGUGUGAUAUGGAUGUGCACUGUGGACCCUUCAGAUCAGCAAGAUCGCAUGCAUGUACACUAAGUAAUUUGAGAGUACCUUGUAUAGAUAAUUAAUGUAAUAUGUAACCCUUGUAUAUUUACUAUAGGUCAUGAUUCUAAACCACUCGACUUUGUCGCAUUCGAUGUCAACGGG
Molecule: messenger RNA, 5072 nt
Organism: Dinoponera quadriceps
Lineage: Eukaryota; Metazoa; Arthropoda; Insecta; Hymenoptera; Formicidae
Exons: 15
Coding region: 123-4430 (1435 amino acids)
Biological process (GO): protein phosphorylation; meiotic sister chromatid cohesion, centromeric; mitotic spindle assembly checkpoint signaling
Molecular function (GO): protein kinase activity; ATP binding
Source: RefSeq, a predicted model, not a curated record